Molecule: messenger RNA, 963 nt
Organism: Nestor notabilis (Kea)
Lineage: Eukaryota; Metazoa; Chordata; Aves; Psittaciformes; Psittacidae
Product: RING finger and transmembrane domain-containing protein 2-like
Biological process (GO): positive regulation of ERAD pathway
Molecular function (GO): ubiquitin protein ligase activity
Source: RefSeq, a predicted model, not a curated record
AUGUUGAGUGUGCUGUGCUUUAAGGUCUUGAGGAAAAUGCAGAGACGGCAUAGCAGCAACACUGACAAUGUUCCUCCUGAAAGAAACCGGAGCCAGACAGUCAGUUCUGAGACCAGCGUGGAUGAAAGUGGAGUUUUUGAAAGCCUGAAGGCUGAAGCUUCCUCACCACAGCAGCUGUUCUCAGGCCUGGCAGGCAUCCCCUCAGGCACCAUCACAGCCACCCCGUUCCAGUCAGCAGCAGGAGGAGGAGAAGUAUUCAUUCAGAUGCCAGCCCCAAGGGAGGAAGGGAGCAGUCGUACAGAGGCAGCCCCGUUCCACCACCGGCAGUCGUCCCAUCAUUUCCACCAUGGCCAUCACCGGGGUUCAUCCCUGCUGCACAUGGCAGGAGGGGACCGCCACGGACACGCGGAGGAAGGUGGUGAUGAACAAGCUGGAACUCCAGCCCCAGCUCUUUCAGAGUUAAAAGCUGUGAUUGGUUGGCUGCAGAAGGGACUUCCCUUCAUCUUGAUCCUCCUGGCUAAAGUCUGUUUCCAGCACAAGCUUGGGAUUGCUGUGUGCAUUGGUAUGGCCAGCACAUUCGCAUAUGCCAACUCAACACUCCGGGAACAGGUGGCUCUGAAGGAGAAGAGAUCAGUGUUGGUUGUCCUGUGGAUCCUGGCCUUUCUCACUGGAAACACCUUGUACUUGCUUUACGCAUUCAGCUCUCAGCAGCUCUACAACAGCCUUAUAUUUCUGAAACCCAACCUCGAGAGACUGGACUUCUUCGACCUCAUGUGGAUUGUGGGCAUUGCAGACUUUGUACUCAAGUACCUUACCAUUGCACUGAAAUGCCUAGUUGUUGCCUUGCCAAAGAUCAUUCUUGCUGUCAAGUCAAAGGUAGGAUCUCUUUUCUUCUUGCUAUAUGAAUGUUUGUCUUUGAUAAUCUGAUACCUUUUGCAGCAUGAAAUAUGGGUGGAAGAAUAA